AUGAAAAUGUUCUCCAAAAAUAGUCCCAUGUCCUUGAUACCAAUGCUUGGCUCCUCGUUGAUCUCCUUCGACUCCCAGUCGAAAUCAAUCAUGUCGAACAACAUGUCAAUCUUGGAGUCCACCAUGUCGAACAUUCCUUCUUCCGCCUUAGUCUGGGUAUUCUGGAACUCCUUUUGUGACUGCAGUCUGAUCAGCAACGAAGAAGACCGGAAUCUCGCAAUUAUAGGAUCGGUGGAGUAG
This is a messenger RNA of Ogataea philodendri, 240 nucleotides long. RefSeq lists its product as uncharacterized. Lineage: Eukaryota; Fungi; Ascomycota; Pichiomycetes; Pichiales; Pichiaceae. Bases 1 to 240 code for a protein of 79 amino acids. The transcript has a single exon. The record is from RefSeq and is a predicted model, not a curated record.